Molecule: messenger RNA, 3000 nt
Organism: Pelobates fuscus (common spadefoot toad)
Lineage: Eukaryota; Metazoa; Chordata; Amphibia; Anura; Pelobatidae
Product: extracellular calcium-sensing receptor-like
Exons: 9
Coding region: 1-3000 (999 amino acids)
Biological process (GO): G protein-coupled receptor signaling pathway
Cellular component (GO): plasma membrane
Molecular function (GO): G protein-coupled receptor activity
Source: RefSeq, a predicted model, not a curated record
AUGGUUUUGUCUGGCAUGUUGGAGCCCAUGUGGACAUUUAUUGUCUUCUGUGUUCUACAGAUAGUAAAUUCAAUUGACCAGGGCUGCAGAUUACCCAGCACUGAACUUGCAGGCAUGUCAGCUCCUGGAGAUAUUAUAAUUGGUGGGGUGAUGCCUAUUCAUGUGGACAAAAUAUACCCUAAAUUUACCUACAAAGAGAAACCACCCCUUGCUUUCUGCACAAAGUUCCAAUUCGAGACCUAUCAGUAUAUCCAGGCGAUGAGAUUUGCUGUGAUGGAAGUCAACCAGAAUCCAGGUCUGUUACCCAAUAUCACACUGGGGUUUGAGAUCCAUGAUUCCUGUACAGUUCUACAGAGGGCAAUAGGAGGCACCCUGCAGAUGCUUACUGGCCUAGGUCAAUCUCUGCCAAAUUAUAGAUGCCGUCAAAAUACUCCCCUGGCAGCUAUUAUUGGUCAUUCCAUGUCCACUUACUCCAUGCUGAUAGCUCAUAUCCUAGGGUUAUACCGAUACCCACAGAUCAGCCACUUUUCCACCAGCUCUCUCCUCAGUGAUCGAACACAGUUCAACUCCUUUUUCAGGACAGUUCCCAGUGAUACUUUCCAAUCCCAAGGACUGGCUCAGCUACUGCUAUAUUUUGGAUGGACUUGGGUGGGAUUGGUAGCUAUUGACAAUGAUUAUGGACAACAAGCAAUCCAACUGAUCAAAAAAGAAAUCAUAAAGGCUGGAUCAUGUGUGGCCUUCACUGAGAACAUAUUGAUAAGCAGGGAAGACCGCAAUGCUCCACAUGUUGCACGGGUUAUCAAAGAGUCAACAGCACAGGUGGUAGUUUUCUUUACUACUGAGGUAGACCUGAUCCACAUUCUAGAGGAAAUGUUGAAGCAGAAUGUAUCGGGAAAGAUAUGGGUGGCCAGUGAGGCCUGGGCUACCUCUCCAUUCCUGUCAGUGGAGAAAUAUUUUGCACUUCUCUCUGGAACAGUUGGCUUUGCUAUUUACAGAGGAACCAUACCUGGCUUUAAAUACUUUCUGAAUGGGAUUCAUCCUUCUAUGUCUCUGGGUGCAGAAUGGGUAAAAAUAUUCUGGGAGCAGGCUUUCGGUUGCAAAUUCCUGGUUGAUAAAAACCUCACAGACUCUAAUGAAUCCUCAAUAAAAGAAUGUACAGGAUCAGAAAACCUAGAAAAUCUCCAGAAUGAUUACAAUGAUGUAUCUAACUUGAGGGUGGCCUACAAUAUUUACAUAGCAGUCCAUGUUAUAGCUAAAGCUCUGCAUGAUCUCAGCAUGUGCACUAAAGGGAAAGGUCCGUUUGCUAAUGGAACAUGUGCAGAUGUUUGGAAAUUCAAGCCUUGGCAGGAUCUGGCUGUAGUUCCUUGGACUGUCCAGCAGGUGGCUCCUGCUAGUCUGCACAGUGAAGAAAUGAAACAUGCUCUGUCCUGUCUGGAUCUUCUUUGCUUCCUUUGCUGCGGGAGGUUACUCGAGCAUCGGCCGCUUUUACAUUAUAUAAAGAGAGUGCAUCUUAGGAUGAGCAGUGGGAGGGAAUUGUUCUUCAAUGAGAAUGGAGAUCCCCCAGCCUUGUAUGAUAUUGUAAAUUGGCAGCUCGGUCCUGAUGGAAGACUCAGACAGGUCACCGUGGGCAGUUAUGAUACCGCAGCGGACAGCAGAAAUGCUUUUACUAUUGACACAAAUGCUGUUCAGUGGGGCAAUGGUGAAAAACAGAUUCCUAUCUCAGUUUGCAGUGACAGCUGUUCAACAGGAUAUAGAAAAUCUUCCAUAUCUGGAAAACCAGCAUGUUGUUUUCAAUGUGUUCUUUGUCCCCAAGGAGAGAUCUCUAACCAAACAGACUCUGUAGAUUGCUCUAAAUGUCCAUGGGAUAUGUGGCCAAAUUUACAACGGAACGUUUGUAUGCCUAAACCUCAUGAAUUUCUCUCCUAUGAAGAUCCCUUAGGUACAACAUUAGCUGUUGCAAGUGUUUCCUCUUCAUUAGUUCCAAUUGCUAUCUUUGUACUUUUUAUUCGUUAUAAGACUACUCCCAUUGUUCGAGCCAACAAUUACUCUCUAAGUUGUCUUCUCUUGAUAUCCCUAUCUUUGUGCUUCCUCUGUGCUCUGAUUUUCAUUGGACAACCAAAACAUGCAAAAUGUCUUUUGCGACAGGUUACAUUUGGCAUUGUUUUUGCUCUAGGUGUAUCCUGUAUCUUGGCUAAAACCAUUGUGGUAGUUUUAGCCUUCAAGGCCACAAAACCAGGCAGCAGCUUGAAAAAGUGGACUAGACCUCUGGUGUAUUAUUACAGUGUUGUUAUAUGUGUUGUUAUUCAGGCUUUCAUCUGCAUCCUAUGGCUUUUGCUCUCACCUCCUUUCUUGGAGGAUAACACCCAAAUAAAAUCUGGAAUUAUUGUCAUUCAAUGUAAUGAAGGUUCACCCUUUGCCUUCUGGUGUAUGUUGGGAUACCUUGGUCUUCUUGCCACCAUCAGUUUCAUUGUUGCUUUUUUGUCCAGAAGACUACCAGAUAGCUUCAAUGAAGCCAAGUUCAUCACCUUCAGCAUGCUAGCCUUCCUCAGUGUUUGGUUGUCCUAUAUUCCAGCCUCACUCAGUGCCCGAGGCAUGUACACAGUAGCCAUGGAACUGUUUGCUAUUCUAUCAUCAAGCUGGGCUCUGGUUAUCUGCAUGUUUGUCCCUAAAUGUUUGAUCAUAUUGUUUCAACCUCACAUGAAUUCCAAAGAACAUCUCAUGGGGAAAGAGAGAAAUGUGCUUAAUAAGUAUUGUUACCAGAAGCAAUUUCAAGGGCUUUUUUUCAGAGAUCUCUCUGUCAUAGCAAUUAUAGAGUUAGAUUUUGUUGUAGAGAUAGUAAAUUCAAUUGACCAGGGCUGCAGAUUACCCAGCACUGAACUCGCAGGCAUGUCAGCUCCUGGAGAUAUUAUAAUUGGUGGGGUGAUGCCUAUUCAUGUGGACAAAAUAUACCCUAAAUGUACCUACAAAGAGAAACCACCCAUUGCUUUCUGCAGAAAGUGA